This is a messenger RNA of Malaclemys terrapin pileata, 756 nucleotides long. Its product is annotated as immunoglobulin lambda-1 light chain-like. Lineage: Eukaryota; Metazoa; Chordata; Testudines; Emydidae. The coding region runs from base 10 to 756 and encodes 248 amino acids. Gene Ontology annotation, biological process: immune response; immunoglobulin production. The record is from RefSeq and is a predicted model, not a curated record. The transcript is spliced from 3 exons.
AUUCCCACCAUGGCCUGGGCCCCUCUGCUCCUCACACUGCUCACGUAUUCCUCAGGGGUCAGUUCGCAGCCCGUGGUGACUCAGGAGCCCUCGAUGUCGGUGACCCCAGGAGGGGCUGUCACUCUGUCCUGCAGCCUGAGCCCUGGAGCCAUCACCACCGGCAGCUAUCCAGCCUGGUUCCAGCAGAAACCAGGCUCUGCUCCUCGGACACUUAUAUACAGCACCAUUAGCAGACCCUCCGGGAUCCCUGCCCGGUUCUCUGGGUCCAUAUCCGGUAACAACGCUGCCCUGACCAUCACCGGUGUCCAGGCAGAGGAUGAGGCUGACUAUUACUGUAUUCUGUGGACUGGUAGUCCCGUGGUGAUUCAGGAGCCCUCGAUGUCGGUGACCCCAGGAGGGGCUGUCACUCUGUCCUGCAGCCUGAGCACUGGAGCCGUCACCACCGGCAACUAUCCAGCCUGGUACCAGCAGAAACCAGGCUCUGCUCCUCGGACACUUAUAUACAGCACCAAUAGCAGACCCUCCGGGAUCCCUGCCCGGUUCUCUGGGUCCAUAUCCGGUAACAACGCUGCCCUGACCAUCACCGGUGUCCAGGCAGAGGAUGAGGCUGACUAUUACUGUAUUGUUUUAGCUAGUAAUGCGUAUCACAGUGAUCCAGCCAGAUGGGGAACUGAGACAAAAACCUCCCCUGUCUUCAUCCCCUCCAGCUGGGCUCUGCACUGGCUGCACAGUUUGAUUCCUCCCUUCAAUACAUGA